Messenger RNA from Rhinichthys klamathensis goyatoka, 2871 nucleotides. It is a transcript of the gene pals1a, whose product is annotated as protein associated with LIN7 1, MAGUK p55 family member a. Bases 346 to 2457 code for a protein of 703 amino acids. Gene Ontology annotation, cellular component: plasma membrane; adherens junction. Gene Ontology annotation, biological process: generation of neurons; protein localization to plasma membrane; morphogenesis of an epithelial sheet. The record is from RefSeq and is a predicted model, not a curated record. The transcript is spliced from 15 exons. Gene Ontology annotation, molecular function: protein binding. NCBI's taxonomy places the organism in Eukaryota, Metazoa, Chordata, Actinopteri, Cypriniformes, Leuciscidae.
UCUCACACACACAAUACCGAGACUCGAGUCUCUAGCCACAGCGACCCGUCACACAACAUGACAACAAUCUAAUGUGAUAUUCUGUGAACAAAACCGCUUUUGUUGGAGUAUUUUUACAUUAAUUGGACUAAAAGAACGGCACAUCUUACUGAAGAGGAGGGGUCAACUGAAACAGACUUUUAGCAUUCAGGGGAAUAGAGGAGGCAGACGGGUCAGAACUGACGAGAGAGGAGACCCUGCUACAAUCUGGAGGGCUUAUCCUGGGCUGACUGGCAAACACGGGUGUGGCUCUCUGUCCGGAGCUACUGACCUCAGCCCUGCUGUCAUGGCAUCAGCCCUCACACCAUGCAGAAAGCACCCCUCCUAACCCUCAUACCUCACACACACUCACACCACACUUCACCACACACACACACAGCCAUGAUGACCACCUCCCACAUGAACGGAUAUGUGACUGAGUCAGAUGGCGGGGGAGGCACUGACAUGCUGGAGGAGGUGGUGCAGAGGCACAGGGAGAUGGCGGUGGACUGUCCCAGUGAGCUGGGUGCUCGUACCCUGCCCAUCAGACGCAGCGCCCAGCUGGAAAGGAUUCGCCAGCAACAGGAGGACCGCAGGAGGCGAGAGGAAGAGGGCCGCAACCGGCAGGAACUCGACCUUAACUCGUCCAUGCGCCUCAAGAAACUUUCCCAGAAUCCCAAGGUGGGCAUCGAUAACCCCACCUUUGAGCAAAUGGAAGGUCCCGGUGGCUCCAUAGGUGGUCUGCAGAGCCUCACCGCACCACCAGCUUUACUAGAGCUGGAGGACCUGUUGAUGUCCCUCAAGCAGGUGCAGCAUAGUUUAAAUGACUCUCAGAGUCAAGAGGACGUGGAGCUGGUUCUACAGCUGGUCCAGAAGCCUGACUUCCAGAAAGCCUUCAACAUUCACAACGCCGUGGCCCACAAUAUGAACCGGCCCAGCCCUCCCUACCCCCUGACGGAUCACGCACAAAGCCUCGCACAAGAGGUCGAGGUCAUGAUGCACAACAGCUCACAGAAGGAUGGACUUGAGCUAAGCAGCCUGCUCACCACAUCUCACAUGCAGGCGCUUAUGAUGGCCCAUGACAGUGUGGCUGAACAAGAGAUGCAGCUGGAGCCUCUUGUUCCUUCUCUCAAUGCAAGUGAGACACUCACCCAGUGGGGCGGGGAGACUGUCAAAAUCGUGCGGAUCGAGAAAGCCAAGGACGUCCCAUUGGGAGCGACAGUUAGAAACGAUAUGGACAGCGUGGUCAUCAGCCGCAUUGUGAAAGGAGGGGCGGCAGAACGCAGUGGCCUCCUGCACGAAGGAGACGAGGUCCUGGAGAUCAACGGUGUGGAAAUCCGUGGCAAAGACGUCAACGAGGUCUUCGAUAUCCUGGCGGACAUGCAUGGCGUACUCAGUUUCGUCCUCAUCCCCAGCGCGCAGAUCAAACCACCUCCCAUUAAAGAGACUGUGACGCAUGUGAAGGCGCAUUUUGACUACGACCCCUCAGAUGACCCCUACGUGCCGUGCCGAGAGCUCGGCCUGUGCUUUCAGAAGGGAGACAUCCUCCACAUAAUCAGCCAAGACGACCCCAACUGGUGGCAGGCCUACAGAGACGGGGACGAAGACAACCAGCCUCUUGCUGGCCUGGUCCCUGGCAAAAGUUUCCAGCAGCAGAGAGAGGCAAUGAAGCAAACCAUAGAGGAGGAUAAAGAGCCUGAGAAAUCAGGAAAACUUUGGUGUGCUAAAAAGAACAAGAAGAAGCGAAAGAAGAUGCAAUACAAUGCUAACAAAAAUGAUGAUUUUGAUAAUGAGGAGAUUCUCACAUAUGAAGAGAUGGCACUAUACCACCAGCCAGCCAAUCGCAAACGGCCCAUUGCUCUAAUCGGCCCACCGAACUGUGGGCAAAAUGAGCUCAGACAAAGACUCCUCUCCAGUGAGCCGGACAGGUUUGCUGGAGCUGUUCCUCACACUACACGAAGCCGCCGUGAUAUUGAGGUGAAUGGCCGCGACUACCACUUUGUGUCCCGUCAGGUUUUUGAGAUGGACUCUGCAGCAGGGAAGUUCAUAGAGUCUGGAGAGUUUGAAAAGAACCUCUACGGUACCAGCACAGACUCGGUCCGACAAGUCAUCAACACGGGCAAAAUCUGCCUACUGUGUGUACACACUCAGUCUUUAAAAGUGUUGCGCAGCUCGGACCUCAAGCCCUACAUCAUCUUUAUUGCUCCUCCAUCCCAGGAGCGAUUGAGAGCCCUCUUAGCUAAAGACAACAAAAACCCAAAGCCUGAGGAGCUGAGAGACAUCAUCGAGAAGGCCCGGGAGAUGGAGCAGAACUACGGCCACCUGUUUGACGCCGCCAUUGUUAACACUGACCUGGACAAGGCCUACCAGGAGCUGCUGCGUCUCAUCAAUAAACUAGACACUGAACCUCAGUGGGUCCCCUCAUCCUGGCUGCGCUGAGAUGACCCCCACUCACAGCGACCCCUCCACAGACGGAUGUAAAUGAAGAGCAGAUAGAAUCACACACUCUCGGGUUUCAUAGAGUUGACUGAAUACCGCUGUUUUCACACCCCAGGAUUGGACACUAGAUAAGGACACCACGCCCCCUCAGACCUGGACAGAAGUGUCUGUCUGCACUGCACUGUCGGCAGGCUGGGGGAAUGAGUUUUUAUGUCAUAAUUUGUGGUGUGUUUUUGAGUCCGUUUAGCCACAUUCCAGUGAGAGAGUUACCAGCACUUGGUGCAGCAGUAGAAUUAGGGCUUCUAUACUGCUUUUGAUAACUAUUUAUGAUUGUAAAUAUUCUAUAUGUAUUUUUAAAGAAGUUUUUGGACAAAUGUAGAGAUGGGUUUGCAUUGCGGGAAAGCAACUGUACUA